GUGACGGUACGGUGUUGGUUGGUAACGUUGUUCCUUCGCGCGUCGCGUUUCCUCAAUGGGCACCUCGUGGACCCAGUGCGAGAAGAGACGCGGCCGCCGAUAACGCCAGUGAUAACGCCGAUAUCGUCGCGAUAUCGAGGUGCCCACCCCGGUAAUUUUGCAUUUUUCUAAACGGAUUAGCUCGAUGUAGCGCGCAUAGCGUAUAUAGGAUUGUGUGAGCUUAGAGGCUUGUAAAUAGCAUGCCGAGAGGGAGAGGUGUACGUGUGAAAAUUUUUUUAAAAAAUAUUUGUAUCAAGUGAGGAACAUAUAGAGGAAGGUAGGAUCUAUAUACAGAGACCACGGUUGUGAUCGAUGAUUUCUUUGGUGCUCUUUGGUGUGUGCGCGCGUACGGUCGCUGAUUAAUAGAGCAUCCCGAGCGGAUAUACAUGAUACAUUAACGCACAAGGAGCGGUUAUGAGAGUUCGAUGACCACGGGCCCGCGGACCAUCGACGCUACCAUGGACUACCUGCAGACGUGCCUCAUCUUUUACCUGCUGAUCCUCUGCUUCUGCGGCGGACGUUCCAUAGACAUAUCACAAUGCAUCGCACCCCUGGGGAUGGAGUCGGGCGCGAUUCCCGACGCGGACAUCACUGCGAGCUCCAGCUUCGAUAGCGGAAACGUCGGGCCGCAUCGCGCACGGCUGAAGCAGGAGAGCCACGGAGGUGCCUGGUGUCCGAAGCAGCAGAUCACGGCAGAGCCGCGCGAGUGGCUGGAAAUCGAUCUUCACACGGUGCACACGAUCACGGCGACCGGCACUCAGGGCCGCUUCGGUAACGGCCAGGGUGUCGAGUAUUCGGAGGCGUAUAUGCUGGAGUACUGGAGGCCGAAACUGGGAAAGUGGGUUCGCUAUAGGAACUUGCAUGGCGAAGAGGUUAUCCAAGGGAACAAGAACACCUACCUGGAGUCGAAGCACGAACUGGAUCCAUCAAUAUGGGCGAGCAAAAUUCGUUUCCUACCCUACAGCUACCACCGUCGCACCGUUUGCAUGCGCGUCGAGCUCUACGGGUGCCCUUGGAACGACGGCAUCGUCUCCUACUCGAUGCCCCAAGGUGACAAGCGCAACAAUUGGGAAUUCUUCGACGCGACUUACGACGGUUAUUGGGACGGACAACUUCUUCGCGGUUUGGGACAACUGACAGACGGCAGGAUCGGGCCGGAAUCCAUUAAAAUGAGUUACUUUGACAACUACGACAGAAGUCAGGGAUGGGUCGGCUGGAAGAACGAAUCGAGGUCCGGGCAUCCGCUCGAGAUCAAAUUCGAAUUCGACCACGUCAGAGAAUUCUCGGCCAUUCACAUCUACUGCAACAACCAAUUCACUAAGGACAUACAGAUAUUCUCCGAGGUCAGCGUUAUGUUCAGCAUCGGUGGCAAGUACUACACGGGUGAUCCCAUCGUGUACUCCUACAUGGAGGACAAAAUCUUCGAGCAACCGAGAAAUAUCACAAUCAAGCUGCACCACCGGAUCGGCAAGUUCGUCAAAUUGAGAUUCAGCUUUGCCUCGCGAUGGAUUAUGAUCAGCGAAGUCACUUUUGAUUCCGACAUCGCUCACGGUAACUUCACCCCGGAAACGCCGCCCACGACCGAGGCCCCGCGAUUGCGGGGCAGAACUUUGACUCGCGAAAAUCCGCUGCCAGCCGAAGUUCCGGUAGCUAAGCAGGACGAUCCAACUUACAUGGCUGUGAUCAUCGGCGUCUUGACCGUCGUAAUUCUGCUGCUGGCGGUCGCCAUAUUCCUAAUAGUCACGCGUCACAGACAGCGGAAGAACUUUGCCAGCCCCCUGGGCGCCAAGAGCGCGAUUCCGACGGGCAAUCAUCAGCAUCUGUCGCCGGAAUCCGCGUACGGCACCACGGAGAAGGAUCCCUCCUUGAUGACCUACCGGGUCGAGGAACUCGACGACCGGUACGCCGGCACGAAGCUCACGACCCUGCCGCGCGAUCUCAAUGAUCGUCUUUUGGGCGAUGUCAGGCUUGACGAGUACCAGGAACCUUUCCACGAGAACAAGUAUCGGGAAUCUCCUCAUGCGGCGUACUACGGAUACAGCACGGUUGUUGUAGACAACAAGGACCUCCACGACAACGUAGAGCAGUCUGAUGCCACGUAUGAUUAUGCAGUACCAAUGCCCGUGCCUAGCGUAAGCAGCGAUCAAGAUAGCGUGUUCUCGAAAUCGUCCUCCAGAGGUAGCGCAAAGGCGUGCUUGCAGAGCUUUUUUCCGCCGCCACCGCCCCCGAUGAGCGCACCACCUCUUCGAGGUUCCAACAACUUAACGUACUCGAAUCCACCGAGUCCGGAACCAGUUUGCGAGCGUGAGCGUAGAAGUAGUAAGCGCCGCGAGCACUCCUUGCACAGAUACGCGUAAGGACUUCUCGCAGCCCGCAGGAUAUUCAUGAAAAGCGAAAGGAUCGAAGAUAUGAUGGAUUCUUCGUUACUGCGAGCAACGAGAUCGCGUGAUCGAGCGAACCCUCCGGCACUGGUUCACCUUCCAAGAAUUCUGUUCCAUUUCACGUUCCAAUAAAUAUAACUUCUUUACUUUUGCAAUUGGUUGAGAAAUUCAUGUUUAACUAAUAAUAGUCUUGCUUUAUUAUGUCGCGGUAGUAAAAGAUACGCUUUUUAUUGAUCCAAUUUCAUAUUUUUAUCAUAAUUCUCGUUUUAUAGCGCUUUUAUCAUAGCAACUCGAUGAGUAUUCAUUCAUACUCUCUAAAAGUCGAAGAGUGAAAUGUCACUUAAAACGAGUGAAAUGCAAGUGUAACGCGAAAAGUAAAAAUUAAGCCUGUGCACUUCGCCACUCUAAAAAAGAGUAAAAAUGCGUUCUAUAAGUUGGAAAGUGAAAUCGCACUCUAUUUGAGUAAAAGGGCACUUUUUUGUGCAGUAGAUCAGUGUUCAUAGGAAUGAAUUACGUUACUCUACAAUUUUGAGUGGAAAAUUUUACUCCGUUAGAGUCAUUUAUCAGUCGAUCUUGAAUGAAUCGUGAUUCACUAUAGCUUUAGAGUGAGAUCAUGUCACUCCGGUAAAGUAGCCGCUUUAAAAAUUUUAGUGAAAAAUUCACUCCUACAUUAUAAGUGCCCGCACUUACUCAAAUUAGAGUGACAACUCUCUCUUUUGGAGUGACUAUCGCAAUCACUCUAGUAUAUUAGUGACAAAACCACUCGAAUCUAUGAGAUUUAGAGAGUACGCUAUUAUCAACUGUACAAAUUAAAUUGUCGUUUCUUGACGUGUCUCUUCUCUUUGUGAAAAAAUUGUUGAUAGAAUUAAAUUAUUCACACGCGUGGUCCUGAAUUUUGCAAAGCGUUCCACACGCUUUACUCCAUACGCGCAUUUUACAAUAUUUAUACGCGUCGGAAGGGAAGGAACGCAAGCAUGGAGCAGAGUAAAAUAGCUCCCAGUGCCGGUGAGGAUACUAUGAAAACACGCGCGCGCUGUUAAUCCCGAGGUAAAGACCGGUGGCAAAAGUAACACGUUGUAUAUUUCGAAGUAAACGCUGUGAGCGACCGCGCGGCGAAAGGGGUCGUAAUCCCGCUUGUUACAACGACGAUAUUUUUUUCUCCUCGAGUUUAGCGCAUCGCGAGAAAAAGAAAGGAAGAAAAAAACGACGCGAUCGCGGCGCGGUCGCGUCCGUCGCGAAACCAGAGACCCUCUUCUCGACGAGCACUGCCAUCGACGAAUUAUACGAAAAUUUUUUCCAAACAUAUUGUAGGCGACAAUCUCGAGCACGGUCUUUUCAGGAGAUUCGACCUACGAUAUUCCUACGGAUAAGUGUAAUCUCGUAAUCGAAGCUGUAUUAAAUAAUUAAAUUGGCAUAUCAGUUUUUAAUGGUAAAGUGAUGACCUCGUGCAAAACUGCGACUCUUCCGGAGAUUCGCUCGCGAGAUUCACGAAAAUUGACAAUGUGAAAAUCGCGAUGUACGCUCGACGUUUUUUUUCCCCAAAUGUCCGCGGUUUUCAUAUUACUCAUUGGUGGAAGAAGAGUCGACCUCUUCAGCAUCCAUCACGUUUUAACACUGCCAGGUCUCUCCUCCUACGCUCGCGAAGUGGAAUUUCGCGAACGGGAUGUAACUUAUGACAUUGCGAAACGCCACUUCCGCCCGUCAAUCUCUCCAAGUGGCACGGGCAAACGAUGUGUACAACCGUUACGGAGAAUAUACACACGUCAACGCGUGAAGACGAAUUUUCAAGGAAGAGUCGCGUUAAUGAUUUGGUCUGUUUCGGCGCGCAUGUGCAACAAGAUCGAGCUCGCUAUCGAUCCAGGAGGAAACGCGCGCGCGGCAAACCAGGGGGGAAGAAAAACGACCGGGGAGGGGAGUGGGGCGGGGGGAUCGGGAUGAGAUAUUUAUCCGAUGGCGCGAUCGUUACGUCGGAUCGAAGAGAUAAUUAAUUACCGGCUUGAUGGAAUAAGCGGGCGUUUCAAUUAUUCGCGCGCACGAACGUGUACGCCAGGCGACGCGACGCGACGCUUGACAUCGGGGAGAAAAAAGCCGCGACGAGAUCGACGUAACGAUAUUUAAAGGAGCGAACGAUAGCGAGCUUCGAUGCCCGCCUCACACAAGACUGACGUCAUAUAAAUAAUUCAGUAACCCGACCUGCGCCAUGCACGCGCGCGUCGUAUUAUUUAUUGUGCCGUGACGAAUCUUUAAUUUAUAUAUACAUAUAUAUAUAUAUGUUUAUAUAUAUACGUACGAACAAAAUAAAUAUAUAUAUAUAUAGAUAUAUAGAUACAAAAAAAGGUAAUUGCCGCAAAAGGUAAAACGUAUUAUCGUGCGACGACGAAUUUUAAGCGUAUAAUAGAUUGUAUAAGCCCAACUUUAUUUCUCUAUCUCUACCAACAUCGCCUUCAUGCAACGAGGAGAAUCGAGAAGCUACCAGCGUUAAGGAACCGACAAUACAGGGAUGAGACAACAAUAACUACAUGUGUACGUAAUUGAACAAAAAAAAGAGAAAAAAAGGAGAAGCGUAUAGGAAGAUUCGAGAUAUCGGGUGCGCAAGGAUGAGAGAGAGAGGCCCUCGACCACAUUGUGAUAUAUAAUGAAAAAGAGCCCGGCUCUCGCGAGUAACAUACAUAUAUAUAUAGAUAUAUAUAUAUAUAGGCACGUUAUAUGCUUAAGCGUGCCUUGCGCGCGGUGGAGCUCUCCCUUGAAUUUCGCCCUGAAAGAGCGGCCGUAAAGUGCAAGCGACUCUCUUUCUCCCCCCUACACGGUCGGACGGAACGGCGAUGGCCUGGGGUGCACCUGUGUGCGCGGCGCGAAAUUUAUUAUCGGUUUAAAUAUCUGACGUGGAACGUGGCAUGAAAUUUAAGGCUCGUUCGGCGCUUUUACCGCGAGCCGUUCAAAUAGCGUCCCCCUCCCCCUCCUCGCCCACUCCCCCCCGUACGAUUAUUUGAUCGUCCAUUGACCGCUGCACUUUCCUCGAUUACCGAUCGUAAUCUAUUAAACUAAAUUUUUCUCUCAUUUCAUCGGGUCCGGUCUCCCUUCCUCUCCCCCCUCCUCUCUUGCCCAGCAUCGCUCUCUCCGGGUCUCGCUCUCGCGAUCCCGCACGUCCCGAGACCGAAACGCGCGAUGCUAAUUGACAUUCCGCUAUUUUUUAUCUCAACAACAAACCGAACGAGUGAUAUUCGCGCGCGUAUCGGUUUUUUGAUUAAGCGCGAGACAGUUUGGCUCGUCGAGGAGAAAUUUAAUCGAGCGUUUCCCCGCCGCGCAGGGUCGCGCCCUUUUCGCGGCAAGAGCGGCGCGUCAGCCGUCUACAACGAUUGGAAACAUUGCUAUGUAUAUUUAGUGUUUAAUCGAUAUCGUAGGAUGUUAGGGAAUUUUAAGAGAAAACUAACAGUGACAGCUUUCGAACGCUUCUCUCGAGUGUAAAUAUUAACCGUUAGGGACCUCGUACCAUAUACACAACACUUUCUUCAAGCGCCUUAAGUUGGGGAGGGGGGGGGCACCAAGCAAAUAAUUUCGUCGCAAUAAUAAUCGUCGUCUUUUAAGGGCGCGGGGGAUAUCACGUACAAGCGGUUAUCGUUAUCGUAAUAGGGCAACGGCGCGGCGGACCGACGACAAAAUGGCCCGCGCGUCGCCCUUUAAAAGGUCCACGUGAGCUCGAUCUUCGAUUUCGCCGCCUUUUAAGGCCGAGAUCGGUCGUUGGUCGUGCUCGCCCUGAGUUUCCUCUUCGUCGACGGCUCUCGAUAAUUUUCUCGUUCAGCGGCACCGUGAUCGAUUCGCCGCCGAGCUAUCGUUACCGCGACACGGAAAAUUCGAGUACCCUGUUCACCCUCUCUCGUACUUCCAGCCGCUGACAGUCCGCUCCUGGCAAUAAUUGUCAAUUUGUCUCAAGCGAACGUGAAACAUGUGCACGUGCGCGCUUCGCGCGACGCGACGCGACGCACAUCGCGGGCGAGCUAGAUCAGUUAAUCGGUAAGAGCGAGAGAAAGAUAGCGGGAAUGUUAGCGGGAAAGUUAGUUUGUCUUAAAAAGAAGUUGCGCGCGAGUUAAGGGAGAUCUUCUCUCCGGCGAAGGAAACGAUAAACGAUGACGAGGGAAGACACUCUCGUAUCUGCUCACGGCGUACUUCGUAGGGGGAUAUCUUAUGUCUCUUUUAUACUUGUCUGAAACCGCACAAGCUGCCGACAGUGCCAGUUAAUGUCCUUCUAUUACGACGCGAUCGUUUUCUACAAUCGUCUGUAAUUUCGCCGCCACACUUUUUCCACAACUUCUCAUUAACAUUUUUGUACUUUUAUAUCAUAUGUGGCGUUUCUACUUCUGUUUCUAUAUUGCCGCGACACGUUUACCGCAACUCAUCACUUUCCUAAGUAAAUUACUCUGAGCUAAAAAGAAGUUUCUACACGCAGAAAAAUAUGUACCUGUGCAAGUAAAUAUUACUUGUUUUAAGUGGAUAAGUUAAUAUAUCCGUUUAUAAAUCUAUCAUAAAGUCAUCAUAAGCAUCACAUUUACUCAAAACAUAUUCAGUAUCUUAGCAAGUUUAAAUUCUUCAAAAACAAGAAUAUUUAAUUAAUACAAAAAUUCGGUUUGCUUAUUAUACAGAGUCUAUGGAAGAGAAUCAUAUACUUUAAUAAAGAUGUCACAUUUUCUUGAGAACAGUUUGUUUGCUAUUUGAAUCAAGUAUAAAUUUUAUCCCUCUAUAAAUCGCUUACUACCAAAAAGAUAUUAUAUUCUUGAUGAUGAUGAUAUGAUGAUGAUGAUUGAUUCCUUUAAUUCCUAAGUGGAACAUAGGGCUUCUUAGGAAGUUCUUGUGCGGAGCGGUACAGUUUAGAAUAUUAAAAUUACUGUAAUCAGGUAGACUCGAGCCCGGUUCUUCGUGGUUACGAGACACUUUACUCCACUAGACCACAUCUCUGAUAUUCUUAGUGCUGCAGUAUUAAGUUUUCAGAAGAAGUAAUUCAUUGAUUUUAAGUAUUUCAUAUUCUUACCUAAAGAGUCAUGGCAAACUAGCCCAUAAAAAUAAAAGUAAUUACUUGUUCCGAGAUAACAUUGUUUCUAGAAAAAAUAUACUUAUUUCAAUUGAGAACAUGGAUUUACUCCAAGCAAGAAUAACUUUCUUCCACUAUAUGUUGUUUCUUUUGAUUCUGUUGCAUAGAAUUGAAAGAAACAUACUAAAAAUUUCUUCUAUCUAAUAAAUAUUCCUGCGUUAAUAUUCAAAUUAAUUCUAGCUUUUCUUCGAUAAAGUUUCAUAAUAUUCUUGAAAAAAGAAUAUAUUCUUCUUUUGGAGCACAAAAUGAUGAGCUUCUCCAAGACUUGUGACGAGGAUAUUUUAAAACUAUUAUUAAAAAACUAUUCUUUGUUGAAGAAAAGUACUACUUAAAACAAGUAAAGUAAAAUAAUUGCUUUCCUUGGCUGAGAAUGAUAUUUUUCUGUGUGUACUCUAGUCCGUUCUCUAAUGUAUAAAACAACCCGAACAGCGAGAACGGCGAUUGUUAAAGACAAUGCGUGUAGAUUAUCCGAGCUUUCGAGUAUACCACCAACGUACAAAGACCCCUCGAGGACGUGAAUAAUGGCAUCUAGUACCGACUGGCCAAUCCGUUAGAACUAGUUCGAGCAGAACCGGAUGCCAUUAUCUACCUCCUAGGAGUCAAAUUGGACAUGGUCAUAAUUUCGAGUUAUUCUCGUCAGCAACAAGAAACGUUUAAUAAUCUCGGGGCGUAAAGGGGCGUAAAGACUCGUUCUCGCGAAUCGCGCGCGCGCGCAUGUUACACAAGUUAAUUCUUAUCGCCCGCUCUCGUAGCAUCGGAACGCGGUGAUAGCACUGUCUUGGCUCACCGUACGGGUUCCUUGCCCCCGGUAUACACGUAUUCUUACGCCAGUCGUAAGUUUUCUUCCGGCCGCGCCGUGUCGAGGGCGAUACAACGAUACGGCCGCGGCUCUCGUCGAUAUAACCGAGAUACGACACGAUCGGUUCUGCAUCGGUACGUACAAUGUGCACAGGAACACGGCGCGGGCCGCAGCAGCCGGUGCGACCGGGGAAAAGUCUCGGGCAUAAAUCACGCAUGCAGCCCUUUUUCUAUCUGACAUGAGAAAUGCGGGAAGAAGCCUCCGGUUGAACCGACGACACGGGGUCCGACGGAGAGCUCGCGGCAGACGAAAACGAGGGGGGAAACUGGCCCAUCUUUUAUACGACGACACGUAAGUGCGUGCGCGUACAUGCGACUCUACGAGGGAGCAUGAAAAAAAGAAAGAAAUGAACCAACUUGAGAGGUCGCUUGAUCAAUCGGCCUUUGGAGCUGCAUUAUGCUCGCGGGCAUAUCGCAAUUAAUGCUGUUUACGAGUAGAAACUGCCGAGAGAAAUUGCACAAAAAUUUAUUUACGUGAUUAUCCUUAAUUAAACGGACAAGUUUCGUGAAAUAAAUCGAUAUAAUUAUUUCUCCUUAUAUUUGUGGCCGAAAGUGCUUUUAAUACGCACGAUAAGCUCAUCGGCGCGUUAUUUGUUAUCUCGCAAUUUUCACAAGAAUAUAAUUCUUGUACGGAUUACGAUUGCACGUACGAAUUCGACCACGUAUGAUUUGACCACGCGAAAAACUUGUCGAGAGCGGACACCGUGUACAUAAAAGAUCGAUCGUAUGAAAUACCUCGCGUCUGGCUGUACUAUACUCUAUUGUAGAAAGUCGAAGAGAGCGCGCGGUGAGCAGAUACGACGACGACGACAAACGACAACGAUGAUGGUUUAUCAAUAGAUUUAGCACAAGCGAUAAUAGGGAAAACUUUCCGCCACCCCGAAGGUAUUAAACGCGCCGCAUAAUCUCUCGAUGUAUAUAGCGAACUGUAAUUUAUACGUACAUAUGUGUAAACGUAUUAUAAAUACACCCGCGUCGAUGCGCGGGAGCGACCAUUUGUAUAUAACUGUAUUAUAUAGCGUAAAACGAGUACGGAGGGCGGUACCAUUGUGAGUGUAAUUAUAUUGAUCAAUAGCAUAACGCGAGUACCGGAUGCAUAUUUGAUAUUUGUGUGCCUGUAUCCCUUUUGUAUGCUAUCGAGAUAGAUAAAAAAAAACACAAAAACUAUACAUAUUAUAUUGUAUUAAUUGCGACGUAGACGACUACGAAGUGUGUAACGUAAAAAACGCAUACAGUACACGAACAACAAGAAUACAUACACGCAUGCGUACAUGGAGUCAUACACACAAAUACGUCGGGCUAACCGGCCGACGAAUAAAAUAAAACUUUUAGCGAAGCGAA
Messenger RNA from Temnothorax curvispinosus, 9702 nucleotides. RefSeq names its product discoidin domain-containing receptor 2-like. The coding region runs from base 465 to 2396 and encodes 643 amino acids. Lineage: Eukaryota; Metazoa; Arthropoda; Insecta; Hymenoptera; Formicidae. The record is from RefSeq and is a predicted model, not a curated record. The transcript has 9 exons.